AUGCAUGCACUCCGUAAUAUGUAUAUCCCCAACCUCUUUGUCUCUUCUGCCAUCGGUAGAUCUAGCAUCGACGUCUCUCGUCUCUCGUCUCUCGUCUUUGUCGUCUCCCUGCUGUCUUCCUGUUGGCUGCUGGCGAUGCCGGGGAUGCUGGCUGCCGUUGACGCCGCCCAACCCAUCGCCAUCCCUCCGGCCAGCCGUCCAGCCCGUGGAAAGCCUUCAAAGCCGCAGCUCGUUCGCGGUUGUUUGCUUAGUGAGCAGCCAGAGAAAAGCAACUUUUUUUUUUUUUCUUCCUUUCGCUUUUCGACCUUCAAAACCUCGAAAAACCUCCCAGACGUCAAGCAAAGCAAAGCGACGACGACAGCGACGACAGCGACAUCGCCAGCUCGAAGCCAGCCCUCCCUUGCUGCCUCUUCGUUGCUCCUCCCAGGCGUCUGCUUUUGGCCCGACGAUGCGACGCUCGCUCUGAUCGCCAGCUCUUCUCUCGCUCUCUCUCUCGCCCCGUCCACGGAAAGGCGUGGACCCCCCCCCCCCCCCCCCCCCCCGGGUUGCGAUGGAACUCCAGCGCUGCUACUGACACUCAUCCAGUUCGGCCAGCCUGACAAGUCCCUCGCAGCCACUCCCUAUCCUCUCUCCCCUUCUCCCUCCUCCUCCUCCCUUCUUGCUCGUCUUCUUUCUCCCUUUCUCUCUCCCUGCUUUCCGUGCUUUCUUCUACGGCUGCUGCUGCUCGGCGGGCUACCACGGCAGACUCUUGCAGCCAUGGAUAUCAGGGACCUCAUCACGCCAAACUCCAGCAGGCAGGAGAAGGCUGUCCGCUCGCCAGCCCCUGUGCCGUCGCCUCGCCCUCGCUCGCACCGGGGGAACACGCCGCAGACGGCCUGGGCUGGCAGUGGAGGCGUGCAUGGCAACGGGACAGGUCCAAGGCAGACCCAGUCCCAGGCACAACCACAGGCACAGACGCAGACUCAGACGCAGACACAGGCAUCACAGACACCACAGGCUCAGAUACACACCCCAAACAGCGCCCGGGGCCCACAGACUCCCUCUACGCCCGGCAUAGACGCCCUCGUCGAGGCUGCGCACAUCAAGAGAGCGGAACCGUCGCCAUCGACUGCCUUCCCCAUCGUGCCGCCAGCCGCUGCGCAACACAACACGCCAACUCCUCGGCCGUCUGGGUACGACGGUGCUGCUGAACCCGUUGCCGAUGCGCCCAGACGUGACUUCAGUGGCACCUGUCUCAGUCCAGAGGCCCAGCAGACGGCCGCCCAGUUGUACAGCAACAUCCAGAAGAACCACUACGCCUACGAGGACCGCGUCAACUUCAUCCGUCUGUUGCACCAGGGCUUCGUCGACCACAUCUACCCGCCAGCCUCGCCCGACUCGCACGGCGAUCCUCACCGCUUCGACGUGCUCAAGGACCUCAAGGCUGCUCGAGAAGAGCUCGACAGCCUGUUCGCCAUCGGAGAGGAUCUCUGGGCCGAGUGGAUCCAGGACGAGAGCCUGCUCGCCCGCACCGUCAACGAGCGCAUAGCCGUCAUGGAGCUCUGUCGCCGCUCCGUCGAGGAGGAAUACGGCAGCACCAAGCUCUGGGUCAUAUACGGUGAGUGGAUGCUCUACCUCUACAAGGCCUCCGCCGGUGACAGAGACGGGUCCGGCCGCGGCCACUGGUCGGACGAGGACAGGAUCAUCGGCCGCGAGGUCUUCACCUGGCAGUCCGUCGUCGAGGUGUGGAAGGCCGGUGCCGAUGCUACAAAGUGGCGCAUCAAUGACUGCCAUCUCGUCUGGAACCGCUACCUCGAGCUACUCAUGCAGGACGUCGACGCCUCGCCUUCGCAGGAACGAGUCUCCCAGCUCCGUGUGCUCUUCGAGAGUAGGCUGCAGACACCGCACGCCGGCUGGGACGAUACCUUCCAACUCUUCUCCAACUUCGUCUCCAAGUACUACAACGCCAACUACGAGGACCUCAUGGUCGACGCCAGGAGCAAGGCUGCCGAGGCAAAGGCUAUGUACGCUGCUCGCGAGACGCGUGAAGCCGCCUUGCACAGAACCAUUGAGCUCAAGGACACCAAUGCCGAGUGGACCACUUUCCAGGAGUAUCUCGACUGGGAGCUCUCCAAGCCGCAGCGGAGAAAGGGACAGCAGCAGCAGCAGCAGCAGCAGCUACAGCCACUCCGCCUUGAGCUAAUCACUUCACUUUACCAGCGUGCCGUCCUCCGUUUCCCCACAGACGCUACUCUCUGGGAAGACUACGUCAUGUUUCUCAUUGACGAGUCCAUGGACGGGCCCAUGGGUGUCUCACCCAUCCCGGUGAUCGAGCGUGCAACCCGACACUGUCCCUGGUCCGGCGCCCUGUGGUCGCAGCUUUUCAUCAGCGCCGAACGGGCUGGUCUCUCCUUCGCCGAGAUUCUCGAGCUUAAGCACAAAGCCACGCGUUCUGGGCUUCUCGACGCUGCAGGUAUCAACGAGGUCUUGAAAGUCCACACUACCUGGUGCAGCUACCUUCGCCGCUGGGCACUUCAGCCAGAAUCCACAGACGAAGACCUCGACGUUGCCGAAGUCGGUAUCCGCUCCGCCAUUGAAUCCGUCCAGGAGCUCGGCGACAAGACUGACAAGGCCGUCCCCAAUGACCCGCUCUUCCACCUAGAGCGCAUCUACAUUCGCUACCUUAGUGCGCGCGGAAGCUGGGACAGCGCACGCGAGGAAUUCAAACACCUCAUCCCCCGCCACGGACACAGCUUCGAGUUCUGGCUGGCGUACUAUACCUGGGAACUCCUCUCAUGGAGCAAGUUCAUGCCCUGCGAUUCUUCAGCGAGUGCAUCCCGACGGAUGCCGAACCCAAGCUACGCUACCGCAGUGUUGAAACAGGCUUUGCAACGGACAGAUCUAGACUGGCCGGAGAAGAUUAUGGAUGCCUACAUUUCACACUGUGAACAUUACGAAGACGCAGACGAGUCUCAACUUGCCAUUAUUGAUGUUCGGAAGGCCAUGAAGGCAUUGACAAAACGCAGGCAACGAGAGGCCUUGCAGCAACAGCAACAGCAGCAGCAGCAACAACAACAACAACAGUAUCAUCAUCAUCAGCAACUUGCAAAUCACCAAUAUCAUCAGGUCCAACAUGCUCAACAUGCUCAACAUGCUCCGGUCUCGGUGGGGCCCCACCCGGAUUCCGUGGAGCAGCAAUACCACUACCCCGACGAAACUCAACUUGCUGGUAAAAGGAAACGCGAGGGUGAGCCGGAGGUGAAUGGCACAGUCUCGAAGAGGGCAAAAGGUGGUGCCAUCCCGUCGGUAGAAACACGCGCCCGAGACCGAGAGCAUGCAAGUGUCAUAAUCAAGAACUUGCCAAAGGAUAUCCCGCAGGUCAAGAUUAGGCAGUUUUUCCGAGACUGUGGAAAGCUCAAUUCCCUUCAGAUGCUCCCCGGCGACUCCGGAUCUGCAUUGCUCGAGUUUGAUACCCAUGAAGAUGCCCUGGCCGCCGGCACAAAGAAUCAAAAGGUUCUAGAAGGCAACCAGGUGACUGUUGAGCCAGUUACAGACACUACAAUCUUUGUAACCAACUUUCCGCCCACAGCGGAUGAAAAUUAUAUUCGUGAGCUCUUUCAUUCGUAUGGAGAAAUUGCCGAAGUGCGAUUCCCAUCACUUAAAUUCAAUACCCACCGCCGCUUCUGCUAUGUUCAGUUCACCUCUUCUUCAUCAGCAUACGCCGCCACUGAGCUUGACAAGAAAGAUCUCGGUGAUGGUCUAGAAUUGGUGGUCAAAAUCUCUGACCCGUCGCAGCGACAGGCUCGGUCUGGCGCUUACGAGGAAGGCCGAGAGAUAUAUGUCUGUAACAUACCCUACAAGACCACAGAGGGAGACCUUGUUGAACUCUUCACCGCCUAUGGGGACGUUGAGUCAGUUAGGAUACCCACCAAGGUGAAUGGAGAAACUAGAGGUUUCGGUUUCGUCACUUUUGCUACAAAGCUAGAUCGAGCAGUUAUACUAACCUCAGAUAAGGAUCAAUCAACCGCUGCCCUGGCUAUGAACGAAAAGACGUUCAAGGGCCGAGAGCUAAAUGUUCGGCUCUCGACCAACACCGGAGCCAAACGCCAUCAGAAUACAAUUGUCUCACGAUCUGAAUCACCAGCCACUAACGCUCAACGUAACGGAACCAGCACCGCCUCACCCCCACCAGGCUCACUGCCCGAUGGCCAGAGCAAGGGCAAGGGAGACCGCCAUCUGCGCACCUUGGGCUUAAUGAACAUCCCGGACACGGUGAACGAUACCCGAAUUCGUGCUCUUGCAGAGCCACACGGCGUUCUGGUGAAGAUCAAUCUGCGGCCCGACCAUCAAGGUGCUAUCAUCGAGUAUGCCGACACGCAUGAUGCAGGUAAAGCCUCAUUGGCCCUUGAAGGGUACGAGAUUACUCCCGGGAGAUUCAUCCACGUAGGUUCGGUAAAGGAGAUGUUACAGCAAAAGGCAGAGCAUAAGAUUGACAGGAUCCCCAUUGGCAAGGAAAAGGGUAAAGUCAGCGGUGCCACAACAUCCGGCAGCGGCACUACUGGUGGCAGCAAGAUGAUGACCCAGCCCUCUGCCCCAAUAAGACGACCAAACCAGUCUUCUGGCAGCGGACGCAGAGGCGGAUUAGGAGUCAAGCGCGGCGGAUCAGGUAUUCCGUCGAGGGACAAACCGCCCGGCUCAACGACUAAUCAUCAUGAUGAUACCGACGGCCAGAAAUCGAAUCAGAAACAGUCCGAACCUACGACGACACGGAAUAAGACGAAUGACGACUUUCGAGCAAUGUUAUCACAGCCCAAGUGA
Trichophyton benhamiae CBS 112371 is the source of this 4797-nucleotide messenger RNA. RefSeq names its product pre-mRNA splicing factor (Prp24), putative. The record is from RefSeq and is a predicted model, not a curated record. Lineage: Eukaryota; Fungi; Ascomycota; Eurotiomycetes; Onygenales; Arthrodermataceae. Gene Ontology annotation, biological process: RNA processing. The transcript is spliced from 7 exons. Gene Ontology annotation, molecular function: RNA binding; protein binding. Bases 1 to 4797 code for a protein of 1598 amino acids. Gene Ontology annotation, cellular component: ribonucleoprotein complex.